AUGCAAACAGUGACCAGUGAGAAAUUAUUUCUAAUUAUUUCCGAUAGCUUUGCAAAUGAAAUUCUUGCUGACAUACAUUCGCUGCCCGUCAUACAUUCAGUGUUCAUUUUUUGUAAGACUCGAAAAUAUCAUGAACAUUUUAUAGACGAAUAUUCGAAAGUUAUUGACGUAGUUACGGCAUACAAAGCGUUAGUUAAAGCUAUUCAACGUAACAUUAAGCUAGUACGACAACAAAUGCUGGCUUUACGAUUUUUCGAUCAAAAACAGAAAUCAACAAAAGAUUUAUCACAAGAGUCAGCUUCAUUCUUUUGGUUCCAACUGCUAAUUGAUGUCAUCAAAAGAAUGUCACGUACAAAAAUUUCAUCCGCAGCUCAAGAAGAAAUGCUUCAAGCUUGUGAAGAUUAUUAUCGAACAAAUAAAUGUGAAUUGCAAAAAAUCGAGCAUUUUCGACAAACAUAUGUAGCUAAAAAUGCUCUUGAAUGGCAUACGAAAGACAGCUUCAUUUAUCGACUUUUGAAUAAAGCGCUCAGAACUGAUGACAUAGUCGGCUUAUUUUUAUUUCGAUUUUACAUAAUUGAUCUAUGCAGUCAACUCGAAGGCGAGAGUAGUCGACAAAAACCCUUCUUCCAUUCAUCCGCUCCUACUCUACUUUAUAGAGCUCAACGUAUAUCAAAUGAUGAAUUACAGAAGCUGAAAGAUAAUAUCGGAGUGCUGAUAUCGACGAACGGGUUUCUAUCCACCACUCGAGAUCGGGAUUUGGCUCUUGUGUUUGUCGCUGGUGUAGCUGAUACCGAGGAGCUAAAAACAGUCUUAUUUCAAAUCACAGCAAAAUCAAAUUUAACAACAGUUCAUUUCGCAGAUAUAACCAAGUAUAGUCACAUGAAAGAUGAAAAGGAAGUGUUGUUUAGUAUUAGUGCCGUAUUCAAGGUAAUGAAUGUAGCCUUUGAUAAUACAUUAAAAGUAUGGUUGAUCGAACUUGUAGCCACAGAUGAAGGGUCGAAUCAUGUUCAAGGCUAUUUUACUUUGUUAAAAAAUGAACUUGAGUGUACGAAUCCAGAACUUUUAUUUGGGCGUCUACUCAUUGAUAUGGGACACUUCGAAAAAGCUCACACGUAUUUUACAUUCAUGAAACAAAACCAAGGCUAUAACGUUGAUACAAUCGACACAAUCGACCAUCACCUUGGUCAUGUUUAUAAAGCAAGAGGCGACCUAGACUUAGCCUUAAAACAGUACUCGACUUCAUACCGAGGACGGGCCAGGAAAUCUAAUUUAGGAAAUCCGCAUAUAGCGGCAUCAUGGAAUAGUAUCGGAAACGUAUAUUAUUUGAAAGACGAUUAUCAACGUGCCACGUACUUUUAUGAUAAAGCAUUAAAAUUCUUUCAAGAAAUGUAUCCAAAGGGUCACGUAAAUAUUGCUCGGACUAUGAUUAAUGUGGCUUUGGUUUAUAAGGCUGAAAAUGACUAUCCUGCUUCACUUCAUCAUUUAGCUGAAGCACUUAAUAUCUACCAUAAAUUACUUCCAGAACAGCAUCCUUACACAGCUCUUACUCUUGGACAUAUUGCUGGCGUUCAUGUAAAGGAGAAAAGGUUCAAAACAGCCCUCGAGUACUAUCAUCAAGCAUUGCAAAUCGAAGAAUCCACCUUACCAGCGGAUCACCCGCAACUUCUUAGUACUAUCAUGAGUAUUACCGACACAUAUGAAUUAGAUAAUGAACAUGCAAUUGCACUCGACUUUUGUAGGAAAAAGCUAUCACUAAUACAACGAAUAUAUUUUGGUCCUAACGCUAAAGUUGUUCUAAUUCUAUUAAAAAUGGGUGAUAUUGAAAAGGACAAGGAGCAGCAAUUAAAAUAUUAUCAGCAAGCCUUAGAAAUAUUAGAAAAAUGUGUACCAAUUGAUAAACUAACUUUAGCAACUUGUUUGAUGAAACUGAGCGUUUUCUAUUUACAUGAGAAAGAAAUACCUGAUGUUGCAUUCAAGCACUUUACUCGAGCAUCAAAAUUACGCAGCGAGCUACUUUCGAAAGAUCAUCCAUCAAUCGGUGAAUUAUUACAUUACAUUGGUAAAGUUCAUUCAAGGACAAAAAACUACGAGGAAGCUUUGAAAUAUUUAGUUCAAGCUCUCUUGCUGUUUGAAACAAAGUUACGCCCAAAUAUUGACCAAGUGCAAAUGAUUCAACGAGAAAUCGAUCUAGUCAAAACAGCACUGAGCGGGGAUCGUCGCUUGAAGUAG
Messenger RNA from Didymodactylos carnosus, 2229 nucleotides. Lineage: Eukaryota; Metazoa; Rotifera; Eurotatoria; Philodinida; Philodinidae. The record is from the annotation of a GenBank genome assembly.